CGACGGGUGACAUCCUUCAGAAGGUGGAAACGGCACAAUACAAUCCGCGUGCUGGGGUACACUACUUGGAAUGCAUGCAUCUGGGCCAUGCACUUAUCAAUCACCACCGUCCGUGCUGCCUCAGUCGCUGGUAACAUCAGCCGCAUGUUGCGCACAGCGUUCAUGUACGCUGCCGUUGUCUCAUUAGGAAGCAAGGCGUAGAAAAUGGAACGCCCGAUACCAUGCAAAUCUACCAGCAUGCAGUGCCACAGUAUGUAGCCACCGCAGUUCAUCUGGUGCGUCGCGUCUGCCAGCAAUACCUCCGUAUAAAGCUCCACAAGGUGACGUACGUACCUGGGAACAAAAAAGAUGUAGCGUACCUCGGACUCCUCAUACUCUACAUUACAUUGACCGGCGGUCUCCAGCAAUUGUAUAACAGCGUUAACCGAGUUUCCCUCUACCUUUCCCUUCAUCUUAUCUCUUAUGGUCCGGAGGUCAUAACGGUUCAACCUUCUACCGUAGUGCUUCAACGCAUACCUCCGGAGCUCGCGUGUGUCCUUGAAAGACUGCAUCAUGCGAUAGAUGUCCUCUUCCGCAUGCCGCGGGAGCCGUCUGUUGCUGACAUACAGAAACGGCUUACCUACAUGGAAAUUGUGGCUGUGCAGAAGGCUGUAGGAUACCAUGUCGUAGCACCAGCCGUUAUGCUGUACGGCUAUAUGUGCCUUGCAGUCGUAACUUUUGUACCUAAAGUUAAUAAGCGUCUCACAUACAUUACAUGUGAACUUACCGCUGGCAUGUGUAUCCUCUUCGUGUACAAUGCACGCAUUUAUAGUGUACGGAUUUGUAUCGCACACCCUCAGGCAACUCUUUCCCGGUUUUCCUCUUAUAACUAACCGAUGUCAAGACAUCCGAUUUGUAAAA
This is a messenger RNA of Dicrocoelium dendriticum, 900 nucleotides long. The record is from the annotation of a GenBank genome assembly. Lineage: Eukaryota; Metazoa; Platyhelminthes; Trematoda; Plagiorchiida; Dicrocoeliidae.